Molecule: messenger RNA, 5980 nt
Organism: Odontomachus brunneus
Lineage: Eukaryota; Metazoa; Arthropoda; Insecta; Hymenoptera; Formicidae
Gene: kkv
Product: chitin synthase chs-2
Exons: 20
Coding region: 435-5135 (1566 amino acids)
Cellular component (GO): cell septum; cell periphery
Molecular function (GO): chitin synthase activity
Source: RefSeq, a predicted model, not a curated record
GCUUUUCUGCUACUCAGUAGAACCGGAAGAGUGUCAACGAGAUCGUCGUCGUAUGCCUCCCGCCGGCGGGACCACCGGCGAAUCAUACCCUCCGAUCGAUCUCGUUCGCGCGCGAACCGACGCCGAGAUAUCGAGGUGCCGAUACCGAGCACCGCCGCCAGUCAUGGUGGAUCGAAGGAACUGUCAUCGGGCGCAGAAAUAGAUUCUGCACCGUUACUAGUGCGCGACACGGGGAAGAAGAGAAAGUAAGCGUUAUUACGAGGCGGCGUGCAGCUGCUAUCGAGUUUCGCGCAACUUAUACGCGCUACACGGAUUGUUGCGAGCGACGAUUACGUAUUAGGUGGAAUUUAGAAAAUAGCACGACCGGACUUUUUCUCCGCUGGAAAAUUCCGCGGUGCGAGCUCCCGCCGUGAAACCGUGGGAGAACGACAAGAAUGGCGAAGAACCAACAUCAGAACGGUGUAAUACCCGGAGGUGGCACAAUGAGCGGGCCGGACGAUUUUUCGGACGGUGAAUGCACUCCUCUGACUCAAGACUAUGGCGGAAGCCAACGCACCGUCGUCGAGACGAAGGGUUGGGACGUGUUCCGGAAUCCACCGCCCAAGAUCGACUCCGGCUCCAUGGCGAAUCAGACGUGCCUGGAGAGGAUGGUGCAGGUGACCAAAGUUCUCGUCUACUUGUUCGUCUUCAUCAUAGUGCUGGGAAGCGGCGUGGUCGCCAAAGGAACGAUUCUCUUCAUGACGUCGCAGCUCCGACAGGGCAGAAGUAUCUAUUACUGCAAUAAAGAUAUAAAUCGGGAGAAUCAGUACGUGGUAGUGCUGCCUGAGGAGGAGAGGAUCGCGUGGAUCUGGUGUAUAAUAAUCGCCUUCGCGGUGCCCGAGUUCGGCACGCUGGUCCGCAGCAUCCGCAUGUGCAUAUUCAAGUCGUGGAAGAAGCCGCAGUCCUCGCACUUUCUCCUGGUCUUCCUCAUGGAGACGUUCCACGUCGUCGGACUGGCUCUGAUGUUCCUGGCGGUGCUGCCUGAGCUGGACGUCGUCAAAGGGGCGAUGCUGACUAACUGCGUGUGCUUCGUUCCCGGAUUGCUAGGCCUACUUUCCCGCAACAAAAGCAAAGACGAGUCCAAACGAUUCGUCCUCGUUCUGGUCGACAUCGCCGCUCUGGCCGCUCAGGCGACCAGCUUCUUCCUGUGGCCGCUCUUGGACAGCUCCAGGCGAUCCCUAUGGCUGAUCCCGGUGGCGUUGUUCCUCGUCUCUUGCGGCUGGUGGGAGAAUUACGUCUCCACGCAAAGUCGGAUCGGUCUAAUCAGGUCACUCGGAAGAGUGAAGAAGGAGAUAAGACUGACGCGAUACUUCACCUACAUGCUAGUGUCGGUGUGGAAGAUUGUGGCGUUCUUCAUCAGUACGAUAAUGAUACUGUACUUGAAGGGGGAUGACGUGGGCCAUCUGUUUACCAUGCUGGGCAGCGCUUUCAGCGAGCACAAACUCACCCUGACACCCAUUAAAUCCUCCACUUCCGGUACCUCGCCGGAUCUCACGGAGAUUCUAAUCGCAGGCGGGGAUGCCACCGAAACCAUUACCUCCGACUUCAAAACGCCGAUCUACGUGCUCCUGCUGCAGAUCUUCGGUGCAUACUUCGCCUACAUCUUCGGCAAGUUCGCAUGCAAGAUCUUGAUCCAAGGCUUCAGCUACGCCUUCCCGGUGAACCUUACCAUACCGGUCUCGAUCUCGCUGCUGAUCGCCGCGUGCGGCCUCCGCAACGGCGACCCUUGCUUCUUCCACGACGCCAUCCCGGAUUAUCUGUUUUACGAGUCGCCGCCGUUGUACUUCCUCAACGAGUUUGUGUCGAAGCAAUACGCCUGGGUGUGGCUGCUUUGGCUGCUGUCGCAAACCUGGAUCACCUUGCACAUCUGGACGCCGAAAUGCGAGCGUCUCGCCGCCACAGAGAAGCUCUUCGUGGUGCCGAUGUACGACUCUUUGCUGAUCGAUCAGUCGAUGGGACUCAACAGGAGAAGAGACGAUCAGCCGGAAGUCAAAGUCGAAGAUUUAGCGGAAAUAGAAAAGGAGAAGGGUGAUGGGGACUAUGAGACGAUCUACGAGCAGACUGACGGCUCGACCACACCUCCGUCCGCGGUGAAAAGCAGCGAUCACGUAACCAGGAUUUACGCUUGCGCUACUAUGUGGCACGAGAAUAAGGAGGAGAUGAUGGAAUUCCUGAAGAGUAUCUUACGACUGGACGAGGAUCAGUGCGCGCGACGUGUCGCCCAGAAAUACCUGAGAGUCGUCGAUCCGGAUUACUACGAAUUCGAGACUCACAUAUUCUUCGACGACGCCUUCGAGCUGGCCGAUCACGACGAGAACGAGUCGCAGGUGAACCGGUUCGUAAAGCUACUGGUCGGCACGUUGGACGAAGCCGCGUCGGACGUGCACCAGACGAGGAUGCAUGUAAGAGCGCCGAAGAAGUAUCCGACUCCUUAUGGCGGUCGGUUGGUCUGGACUUUGCCCGGCAAGACGAAAAUGAUCGCUCAUCUGAAGGAUAAGAGCAAGAUCCGACACAGGAAGCGAUGGAGUCAGGUAAUGUACAUGUACUACCUGCUGGGACAUCGCCUGAUGGAAUUGCCGAUCAGUGUCGAUCGUAAGGAAGUGAUUGCCGAGAACACAUUCUUGCUGACGCUCGAUGGUGAUAUCGACUUCCAACCGGCCGCGGUGAAGCUCCUCGUGGACCUGAUGAAGAAGAAUAAGAAUCUGGGAGCCGCUUGCGGCCGUAUCCACCCGGUUGGUUCCGGGCCGAUGGUGUGGUACCAGAUGUUCGAAUAUGCGAUCGGUCAUUGGCUGCAGAAGGCCACCGAGCACAUGAUCGGCUGCGUACUCUGUAGUCCGGGAUGCUUCUCCCUGUUCAGAGGCAAAGCUCUGAUGGACGAUAACGUGAUGAAGAAAUACACGACCAGAUCCGAAGAAGCGAGACACUACGUGCAGUACGAUCAGGGCGAGGACCGUUGGCUAUGCACUCUGUUGUUGCAACGGGGUUACCGGGUGGAAUACUCAGCCGCAAGCGACGCUUACACUCACGCCCCGGAAGGAUUCAACGAGUUUUACAAUCAACGACGCCGCUGGGUGCCAUCCACCAUCGCGAACAUCAUGGACCUGCUGAUGGAUGCGAAGCGCACGAUCAAGAUCAACGACAACAUUUCGCUGCCUUACAUCUCCUAUCAGAUCCUGCUGAUGGGUGGCACCAUCUUAGGGCCCGGCACGAUCUUCCUUAUGUUGGUGGGUGCUUUCGUGGCAGCCUUCAAAAUCGACAACUGGACCAGCUUCUACUACAACAUUAUACCCAUCUUACUUUUCAUGAUCGUUUGUUUCACAUGUAAAGCCAACAUACAGCUUUUGUGCGCCCAAAUCCUGUCGACGGCGUACGCGAUGAUCAUGAUGGCGGUGAUCGUAGGUACGGCCUUGCAGCUCGGCGAAGACGGCAUAGGCUCGCCUUCGGCGAUCUUCCUCAUAUCCCUGUCGAGCUCGUUUUUCAUAGCAGCCUGCCUGCACCCGCAGGAGUUCUGGUGUAUCGUGCCCGGCAUUAUAUACCUGCUGUCCAUCCCGUCUAUGUACCUGCUCCUCAUACUCUACUCCAUCAUCAAUCUUAACGUUGUAUCCUGGGGCACCCGGGAGGUCCAAGUGAAAAAGACGAAGAAGGAACUCGAGCAGGAGAAACGGGAGGCCGAGGAGGCGAAGCGGAAGGCCAAGCAGAAGUCGCUUCUGGGCUUCCUGCAGAACGGCGCGGGCACCAACGACGAUGACCAAGGCUCCAUCGAGAUAUCGCUGGCGGGUCUGUUCAAGUGUUUGCUGUGCACCCAUGGCAAGCCGUCCGCCGAGAAGCAGCAGCUGGUGGCGAUCGCAGAAUCCCUGGAGCAUCUCGGAAAGCGGCUGGAAACGAUCGAGAGGGCAGUGGAUCCUCAUGGACACUCCGGCCGCAGGCGAGCCUCCUCCGUGGGUUCGCGGACCGCCGAUCAUUUGGACGCGAUCGGCGAGGAUCCCGCCGAGGACGACGACAGCAACAGCGAUACCGAAACGGUGGCCAGCCAAAAUACCGAGGGCAAUCGUGACGGCGGCAAUUUCCUCACGAGGCCGUACUGGCUGAACGACGAAGGCUUGAAGAAGGGCGAAGUGGACGUGCUGUCGAUGCAGGAAGAACAGUUCUGGAAGGAUUUACUGGACAAGUAUCUCUAUCCGAUCGACGAGGACAAAACCGAGAAGGCCCGCAUCGCCGGCGAUCUGAUCGAGCUGCGGAACAAGAGCGUGUUCGCCUUUUUAAUGUUCAAUGCCUUGUUCGUUCUGAUCGUAUUCUUGCUACAGCUGAACAAGGACCAGUUGCACGUCAUCUGGCCGCUCGGCGUCAAGACGAACAUCACCUACGUCGAGGAGACCUCGGAGGUGCACAUCACGAAGGAGUAUCUGCAACUCGAGCCGAUCGGUCUCGUGUUCGUUUUCUUCUUCGCGCUGAUAUUGGUCAUACAAUUCACCGCGAUGUUGUUCCACCGUUUCGGCACUCUGGCCCAUAUCCUGGCCAGCACGAGCUUAGACUGCUGCAAGAAGACCAAGGAUCUCUCGGAGGAAGCUUUGCUGUCAAAACACGCGGUGGAUAUAGUGAGAGACCUGCAGAGACUGGAAGGCAUAGAAGGCGACUAUGAUGAGGGCAGUGGUAGCGGACCCGGCAGACGAAAAACGAUCAGGAACUUGGAGAAGAGCCGCAGGAAUACGCAGGCGAUUAACACGCUCGAUGUGGCGUUCAGACAGCGCUUCUUCAGCAUGUCCGAAGGCGCGGGUCUGCCGAGGAACAUGUCGACCAGACGCACGACGGAGGCGUUCAAGGCCUUCGAGGGCAGGCGUAACAGCAUAAUGGCGAUGCGCAGGAAGUCGCAGAUGCAGACCCUGGGAGCGAACAAUAUCUACGGUGUGGCCGGCAACCCGCUCGGGAUCCAAGGCCGGCCGUCCAGGAGCAGUCAGAUCUCCGUGAAGGACGUGUUCGAGGGACACGCGGGACAUGUGAAUGCCGGCUACGAGGGCGAGGAUAGCCCCGGCAACAGUCUGAGGCUACAGAAUCUCGGCAAUCAAGUCACGUGGCGGGAGGCGAACUCCAACGUGUGAUCGCCUUCAUCCACUCCCGCGACCGAAUCCGACAAAUCGGCGGAUUGUCCACGCCAGUGAUCGAGCCAUUUUGUUCCCACGUAAUCGUCUUAAAUUCGUAUUUUUCUGUCGUGAUAGAGGAAGUCAGACAUUUAUACGCAAUUUCAUCGAAAGAGAGAUUGUAAAUUUUCGAGUCUUUAAUCGGAGUUCAGGGAACUCUCACGGAGAUGUAAGCCACGCGGAGCGUUCGAACUUGUCGCGCGUUCCCGAAGGACGACGCAGGCUAGCUGUUAGCGUUUUCCUUUUUCAUUAAAUGUUUCAUAAGUAGUCUCACUGAGAAAAGAAACACUCGCACGCUGUUCAUAUUAAGGAUAGUCCUACUGAAACGGCGCGAACUCCUCCGGUCAACCGACGCGAUCGUGUAAUCGCUCCGACGAGUUCGUGAAGUCUCUGACGUUAUCUUUGCUGUUAUCGCACAUUCCUCGUACACUUCUUCGCGUAUCUUACAUAUAGAACACACAUAGCGAUAUAUCUCUCCAUUGCUCUUUCUCUCCCCCUCAUCGUCCACGUUGUUUCCCCUCGGCUAUUCGAGUUUUGUAAAAAAUCCAAAUCUCGGGUCACGAUGUUCGUAAUGUGUUUUUUGUAUCGCCGCCGUCCGAUGAAUGGCGGUGACCGCGAUGAUUACGCUUAUUCUCGCUCCAUUAUGAUUAUUAUUAUUAUUUUUUGUAUUACGUAUGUGAUAAGGCCGAUAUUUAAAGUGAAUAAGUCGUGUAUGAACGUGUGAAUGUGUGUGCUGUGCAUUGCCGCGCGUAUGUGUAUUAUAAUAAUGUUGUCGAAACUUUUAAAAUAAACUUCAUACAAACGAG